Molecule: messenger RNA, 883 nt
Organism: Entrophospora sp. SA101
Lineage: Eukaryota; Fungi; Glomeromycota; Glomeromycetes; Entrophosporales; Entrophosporaceae
Source: the annotation of a GenBank genome assembly
AUGUUACAAACUUAUUUUGAUGAUAUGACGCAGCUUCAAAUCAACAACAAUAAUGACAAUGAAGAUUAUCAUAUGAUUUAUAAUUUUAAUAAAAGUUUUAGCAAUAUAAAAGAGAAUAAAGGUGUUUUAAUAAUUAACAAUACAGAACCUUGGAAUAACAAGAAAAAAUACAAGAGAAUUUCUGUAUUUCUAAAUGACGAGAGAACAACUCAACUUAUCAUCGGAAGAACGACAAUUCAGGUUUGGCAAAUAAAAAUCACAAAAGCAAAGGAAACAAAAAAAAGAGUAUUGAAAUAUAUUUGGACAUCACUUGGAGGAUUUGACAUGGAAUCAAUUUCAAUUGGCAAAAAUAAAUUUUCUUUGAAAAUCUCGUUAUGUUCACUCAACUCACCGACCAAUACUAGUCAGCAUCUUAUUUAUUAUCCAAACAAUCCAAACACAAUAAAAGAUGCUUGCGAAGCACUUGAGUUUCUUUAUACUCAUAGAAAUCUAUGCAUUGGCCCAAAGAAUCAUCAAAGAUUUGAAGAUAUAUUCUAUAAUACUGAAAAACUUGCUUAUAGAUGUUUCAAAAAAUCACCAAGUUUAUGGAGGCUGAAUGAUAUUCGUCAUGAUAUCAUGGCUAAUUUGAUUAGAGGUCAUAAUAAUUCUUUGAUCAAGAAAAUCUUAUUCAAUGAUAAUGAUUUGGAUUAUAAUAAGCCAGCCUUAAAACAUAAUAAAUACUAUUUGCAUACACCACGUUUAUAUGGAUGGCAAAAACAGAGAAAAACCACUGAUUUGGAAUUAGCAAUUAAUGAUUCUAAAGAUGCAUCAGAUUUUCUUGAUAACCGCAUACUGGAAAGUCGUGCUGAAGGAAUUAAUGAAGGGACUACAAAAUUUGCAGCAG